Messenger RNA from Quercus lobata, 1839 nucleotides. Its product is annotated as putative cyclin-B3-1. Bases 36 to 1670 code for a protein of 544 amino acids. The record is from RefSeq and is a predicted model, not a curated record. Gene Ontology annotation, molecular function: cyclin-dependent protein serine/threonine kinase regulator activity. The transcript is spliced from 18 exons. NCBI's taxonomy places the organism in Eukaryota, Viridiplantae, Streptophyta, Magnoliopsida, Fagales, Fagaceae. Gene Ontology annotation, biological process: mitotic cell cycle phase transition.
GUAAAAGUGAAAGAACAUCUUUGCAACGGGUUUCCAUGGGUCCAGGUGGAAGGACUAUAAAUGUAUCCUCAAGGAAAUCCUUUACGGGCAAAAUGCAGGAAAAUGUAAGUCAAGGUGUUGGUGAUGUACACACUUCCAAGAGAGAUUCUUUCAGGAACAAGACCAUGGGUCAAAGCCGUGAUUCUGUUGUUACCAACGACAGGAGGACCAUAAGAACUUCUCUUAUAUCAAAUAGGAAGUCUUUACCGGUGCUAAAGAGGGUGACCCAGGCACAGGCAAAUAUCCAAAAGGAAAAUGCUGAAAGUUCUGACAAGGGCAAAGAAAGAAGUGGAUAUCCAGUUCCUAAAGCUGGCAAGAAAGUAGCAUCCCGGAUAAACAAUAGGAGCCAUCUUUGGCAGAAUCGAAUGAGUGAUGGCUUCCUAAUAAUGGGCAAAACUAAUGUAGAGGCUCACGCAUUGACAAGAAAAUCUGUGAGGCCAACUGUGAAGACCACACUCCAGGCUACCCUAGCUCAAAGGACUUUAAAAUCCAAGAACAUAUUAAAUAUUAACAAGUCAACAUCUGUUGCUGCAAUCUCCUCUAAGAACAAGGAGGAAGCAGUGACAUCUUCUAUUUCUGAGAAUGCUGCAGUUGUGGUUCCAUAUGAAGCUACUCAAGGAAAGCUUCCAUCUGCUGGUGCUGCAGUUGUGGUUCCACAGGAAGUUACUCAAGGACAGCUUCCAUCUGAUGGCAAUGCCAACCCAAGUACUGUAUCAGAUGUCAUUCCCAAGAAAUCGAAACGGAGGAGAUCUUAUACAUCUUUAUUGAUGGCAGGAUCAAAGUUACUGGAGGACUGCGGUGAAGUUAUGAAGCUGGAAAAGCUACCAAAUAUUGAUGACAAUUGCAAUCAACUAGAAGUUGCUGAAUAUGUUGAUGAGAUCUAUCAGUACUAUUGGGUUACAGAGGCACAGAAUCCAUCAAUGGAAAAUUACAUGUCAAUUCAGACAGACAUUACAGCUCAUAUGCGGGGCAUAUUGAUCAAUUGGUUAAUUGAGGUACACUUCAAAUUUGAUUUGAUGCAAGAAACUCUAUAUCUCAUGGUGACAUUGUUAGACAGAUAUCUCUCACAAGCUUCAGUAAAGAAGAAUGAAAUGCAGUUGGUUGGUCUUACUGCACUCUUGCUAGCAUCAAAAUAUGAAGACUUUUGGCAUCCAAGGGUCAAGGAUUUAAUCAGCAUCUCAGCCGAGUCGUACACAAGAGAUCAAAUGCUUGCAAUGGAGAGGCUCAUUCUUAAGCAAUUGAAGUUUCGUCUUAAUGUGGCUACUCCUUAUGUGUUCAUGUUAAGGUUUCUUAAGGCUGCUCAGUCAGACUCAAAGCUUGAACACCUGGCAUUCUACCUCAUUGAGCUCUGCUUAGUUGAACAUGAAUCUCUUAAGUUUAAGCCCUCAUUGCUAUGUGCAUCAGCUCUCUAUGUUGCAAGGUGUACCCUGCACAUGACUCCAGCUUGGACCCCUCUGCUUUGCAAACAUGCACGCUAUGAAGAGUCCCAACUCAGGGAUUGCGCACAGAUGAUCAUAAGAUCCCAUAAAGCUGCUGGAAAAGGACAGUUGAGAGUCUCAUAUGAGAAGUACAUGAGGCCUGAUCUCAGUGGUGCUGCAGCAAUAAAACCUUUAGAUAGGCUUCCUCUUUGAUUUGACUUGUGUGGAUAGCUUCUCUCUGUAAUUAGAUCAGCAAAACCUAAUGAUACUGGAAAAUAUGCAGUUAUGCAGGAAGAUCUACUUAAUUUCAUCCUUGAAGUAUUAUCUCAUAGCAAUUUUACAAAAUUGAGGAAAUAGACCUCCGCUGGUUGUUAAUCUUGGA